AUGAUACAAGAGCCUGAACAACAAAGCUUGCGGGCUAAGCUUAUUGAUCUUGGCCGUCGUUACAUAUAUCUCAGCUCUCAUCAUCCCACGAUUUGGGAGUACGAAGGCCCAGUUGCGCUCGGUGGCUUUUUGAGGAACAUGACAGAGGAGAGUUCACAACCACAAGUGCAAGAAUAUUCUUGGAGGUUUUUGCAGGUACGCUCUUUUGCCUUAGAGAGAGAAUGUCUCACCUUGAUCCACUGA
Molecule: messenger RNA, 243 nt
Organism: Colletotrichum tamarilloi
Lineage: Eukaryota; Fungi; Ascomycota; Sordariomycetes; Glomerellales; Glomerellaceae
Exons: 1
Coding region: 1-243 (80 amino acids)
Source: RefSeq, a predicted model, not a curated record